This is a messenger RNA of Anopheles funestus (African malaria mosquito), 1943 nucleotides long. RefSeq lists its product as uncharacterized. The record is from RefSeq and is a predicted model, not a curated record. Lineage: Eukaryota; Metazoa; Arthropoda; Insecta; Diptera; Culicidae. The coding region runs from base 1540 to 1839 and encodes 99 amino acids. The transcript has 2 exons.
AAAAACAGUUAUCUAAACAUACAGACACAGAACGGUUGUAACGAUUAUGCACUUAUGGUUACCUUCAACUUUUACCGUCCACCAAAACACCCACCAAAUAUGCCGGGACCUAAAGGUGGAAAACUAACGGCAAGGAAUAAUUAAGUUGUGCGGCAUUAUUUCGCAAUGCAUACAAACUGCCCCGUUGUGCUCUGAUUAGGACGAGGUUGUGGAGGGUUUGUUUUUUCGUUAGGGGUUUAUGGGGCCCAAUCAAAGAUAUUUUCGAUGGUGUGCAAAAUUUAGUGGCGUUUGUUUAUUAGCUUUCCACUUUUGCGUACACGAUCAAUAAAUUGAUCGUUUUGUAUUGUGUCUUAGUUUGUGUACAACUUAUAUUAUGUACACCUGGUUUUAUGAUGCAUUUAAAAUACACUGUUUAUGCUUUUGUUAACGAGGCAUAAGCGUACAUCCUUAUACACAGUUUAAUUGCUGCCCAUAAUUAGCGAGAUGCUAAUGAUGGUUACAAUCAUUUGUCAGAUCCUCUGUGUGGCACCAUUUCGUUGUUGCAUAACAUUGACCAGCCAUCAACCACACUGCUUCGCAUUACAUCAAUUUCCUGGACAAUAAAUAAAAUAUUUUAUUGCAAAAAGGCAUGUUUCAUCAUUCUAAUAAAAGCACCAUAAACUUCCGUGCACGUCCCGCUAAAGCUUAGCCGAAGCGAUCGGACCUUAAACGUAACCGAUUUAACUGCUCGCCCAAGUUCCGGAAUCAAAAUUUACAUGAUGAACAUAAUUUCUCACACACUUUGCGCACUGAUAGUGUGAGCAUUGAAUGGUUCCCGGUACUCGGAAGGAAACCAACUGGCAGGCGGCCAAUUGUUUUGCCAGUGUUAACGGCUAUGUAAUGAUCUGCACGCCGGUGAGCAGUUAAACCCCUUUGGCAAAGAUUAGCGCAUUGCGCUAAUUGUGCGUAAGGGUUUGAUUAAAGCGGAAGUUUGUGUUUGUAUGUGUUGCUAAAACAGGGGUACAAUGAUCGAGAAGCACGUGCGAACGUAUACCGCACAUUACCGUGCAUUUAAGCGUUUAUUGCUGAACCACACAUUUGGCUAAAUGAGUUUACUCUCGCUGAGGUUAGGGUGCUGAAAACUGGGAAGCAUCUCAUCUGACGACUGUCAAACGUUGAUCGUAUACCCAUACAGACAGCGGUUUCCGAGUGCUAGAGUGUUAGGAUAGGGAGAUGGUUGUUGUUUGCUUCCCAGGUAUCUGCUUAGAUCCACGAACGUACGACGAGCACGGCACACACAAAUCAGACGAGACAGAUAUGUGUCGGCUGGGGUUGAGCGAGCCCGUGGGACUAGUGAAAGUAGUCAAUCCACUUUGUUUUCGGGUUCCCUCCCCAAGAGCAGAAACCCGGGGGGAGACAAUACAGUGAAGCGGCAGUGUGUAGCAACCGGUGGAUGAUCAUCAUCAAACGCUUUAGACGCUCUAUUGCGAGGUAGCGCGACUCGUUGAACCCCUAACCUCAACUAUAGACACAACACGUCAAAGGACUUAACCUGUCACAAUGAUACGAGUCGACAAGAUACUGCCCUGGUUGGUACUAGGACUGAUGAUCAUGCUGAUACAACGUCCUGUCCAGGGAUACGAUCCAACCGACAAGGAAAUUGCAAACAUCGUCCCACCGAAGGGAACGUUCGAUGCGUUCUACCCCCGGGAAAUGUACGGCGUAAAGAAUGGGAAUGCACGUCCCGCUCAUGCCCACGGAAGUUUCUACGCACACCGUAAUCCGGCCCUGGUUGAGGUGCGUAAUGCAGCCGCGUACGGAUUCCGGUUCGAUGGUAAACGUCGGUUUAAUUUCGAUUAGAGCGAGUGUGCUAUUCUGCCUCACCGCUUUCGGAUGUGUAACGCAUUUAAUAUGUUUUUCUUUUCAAUAAAAUAAUAAUAGCAACGCAAUACAAACUCCAUCUG